AUGGGGGAGGCGUUUAACAUGCGUUUUACGAAUGAAUCGAGCAGAAAAAGGAAAGAGCCGCAGAGUGGUUCCCAAGACUUGCGGGCCAGCCGUUCCGGUGAUGCUCAGUCCGUCCCAACCACACCGAUGUCACGCCGUCCAGUCCCUUCCGCAAUGUGCGCGCGGUCGGAGAUGAAGGUGAUAGAGAAGAUCCAGGAGGCGGAGGCCGCCAACGACGGCCGGGUGGUGUUCUCCUUCGAGUUCUUCCCGCCCAAGACGAAGGACGGCGUUGACAACCUGUUCGAGAGGAUGGAGCGGAUGGUGGCGCAAAACCCCACCUUCUGCGACAUCACAUGGGGAGCCGGCGGGUCUACGGCGGAUCUGACGCUGGAGAUCGCCAACCGCAUGCAGAACAUGGUGUGCGUCGAGACAAUGAUGCACCUCACCUGCACCAACAUGUCCGUCGAGAAGAUCGACCACGCCCUCGCCACCAUCAAGUCCAACGGCAUCCAGAACGUCCUCGCCCUCCGGGGGGACCCGCCUCGCGGCCAGGACAAGUUCGUCCAGGUCGAAGGGGGGUUUGCGUGCGCCCUUGACCUGGUUAAGCAUAUCCGGGCUCAGUACGGGGACUACUUUGGGAUUACUGUUGCCGGUUAUCCAGAGGCACAUCCUGAUGUUAUUCAGGAUGGAGUGGCCCCGCCAGACGCAUAUCAGAAUGACCUUGCUUAUCUUAAGAGAAAGGUUGAUGCUGGAGCGGAUCUCAUUGUCACUCAACUCUUCUUCGACACUGACAUCUUCCUAAAAUUUGUCAACGACUGUCGUCAAAUUGGAAUCACCUGUCCCAUUGUACCUGGUAUCUUGCCUAUUAACACUUAUCAAGGGUUCCUCCGCAUGACCGGGAUGUGCAAAACUAAGAUUCCACCCGAGAUUAUGGCUGCCUUGGAACCAAUCAAGGACGACGAAGAAGCUGUCAGGGCCUAUGGGAUUCACCUGGGGACAGAAAUGUGCAAGAAGAUUAUUGCUAGUGGGAUCAGAACUCUACAUAUGUACACGUUAAACACGGAUAAAUCUGCACUGGCAAUAUUGAUGAACCUUGGGCUGAUUGAGGAGUCCAAAAUUUAA
Messenger RNA from Striga hermonthica, 1101 nucleotides. The record is from the annotation of a GenBank genome assembly. NCBI's taxonomy places the organism in Eukaryota, Viridiplantae, Streptophyta, Magnoliopsida, Lamiales, Orobanchaceae.